This is a messenger RNA of Guyanagaster necrorhizus, 1781 nucleotides long. RefSeq lists its product as uncharacterized. The record is from RefSeq and is a predicted model, not a curated record. Bases 1 to 1728 code for a protein of 575 amino acids. The transcript has 3 exons. Lineage: Eukaryota; Fungi; Basidiomycota; Agaricomycetes; Agaricales; Physalacriaceae.
AUGCAAAGGAAGCUACAAUCAUUGAUUAACAUCCUGUCUGGUAGACAAGAGCCUGAUGGUCUUCAACAAACAUUCCAAGACCUAUGGAACACAGUUGUCCAAGAAUUCUGUCAGGAGGACAUCUGCUCUAGAUUCCCAGUUCUAGCUGAACAAUUUAAAGGGGCCAUCUUUCUGGUACCGGCAGUUCCUGGUACCAGUGCUUCAGACUCCCCACUCAAGGCUAAUGCUACUAAUAUCUGCAAUCGUCCUCAAGCAGCAUCCAUUCCCAGCUGGGUCAAGCCAAAGUCAUUAAAGCGUAAAGCUCCUGAAGACGACCCAUUACAUGACCGUCCUCUCAAGCGCAUCUGCAUCUCGUACGAUGACAUCAGGCUGGGUACCUCCGCCCAGCAAUGCACGAGCGCGGCAUAUCGCAUGCAUGUUUGCUUGAUAUCUAUUGAAGACGCCAAUAUGACAUUGCACUAUUACGACUCAAUGGGAUCGAUUCGGUCUGUUCCGUUCAAUAUCGUCCGGCAAUCGGAGGAUCUUCUUGUCAUGUGGGCGAUGUGUAAUCAACUUCGUACACAGGCGGGCUUCAAUCCGUUCGAGUCCAACACCGCUGGCGAGUGGAAGGAAAGCCAGUUUACUUUUGAGGAUCUGGAUACGAAGGAGGAACGUGUUUUUACUGCCAUCGAUGGGCCGCUCUUCAGUAGCGAAGAACUAUUGGGCCGAAGGACACUAAUCUUGCUCGUUACCGAUGUCUUUGAGAGGAUCCUGGUCCUAAAAUUCGCAUGGGUUUUGCGCGAUGGCUCAGUGGCCGAAACUGAGCUCAUCAAGAAGAUCCUUCGUUUGGCACCAGAGAUCAGGAAGCACCUAUCAGAUCUCCACUUUAGUCGCUUGUACGGCUCCGACAUGGACUUGCGUCUGCCACGAUUUUCUCUAUCUCACUUGGAGGAUGAGCAGGAAUACUUCUGGAGGCGCGAUUUACUCACUACUGUAACGACACGCUAUUAUCACCUAUGGAAGGUUCGAAACCUUCAAGAGUUCAAAAAGAUCUUCAUCGAAAUUGUCGAAUGCGAGUAUCCUCUUUGUCAUCACAUUGCGCACAAGAAAGGCCGCGUUCUUCAUCGGGAUAUCAGUUGGACCAACCUGAUGUUUGACCGCGUAGACGACAUACCCAUCGGUAUGCUCAAUGACUGGGACAACUCUGCCCGCGUGGACGAAAACGGCAACAUCAUAGCUAUUCCUGGGAUGCAUGAAAGUGCUCGAGGGACGUUCGUCUUCAUGGCCGUCGACCUCCUACGCAACGAAAACCAGAAGCACUUCUAUCGCCACGACUUGGAGUCAUUCUUCUACGUCCUCGUUUGGGCUGCUGUCCAUUUCAACCUGAAAGAGGGCACGCGCUCACAACUGGCUCAUCCCGUGCUCAGCGAGUGGGUCGCCGGUGAUGAAGAGGCGUGGAAAACCAAGAUGACGUUCCUCAAGGAUUUCGAGGCUGGCGAAACGGUGUUCAAUGUUAUGGGUGAAGACUUUGAUGAGCUUAAUGUGACGUGGAUCUUGGAUCUGAGGGAGAUGUUCGCCGAUGGAUAUAGUGCUCGUGAGGAACAUCUAAGGGCGACUGGCCGUUGUGCACUGGGAAAGUCCUUGUGUGUCAGGAAUUCGCGCAUCAAGCGUUUGGAUACGGUAUUUGACGAGAAGACGCUGGGUGGGCAUGUUACUUUCGAGAAGUUUAUGGCCAUUCUCAAAGGGUAACUACAUCUCUAUAUCUCUGCAUUUCUAUUCGAGUUCGCAUAUUUUACGUAUAC